AUGGUUAAGCAGGGGAUUGUCCUAGGCCACUUGAUUUCUAACAGGGGUAUUGAGGUUGAUAAGGCCAAAAUUGAUGUAAUUGCAAAGCUGCCACCACCGACAGCUGUUAAAAGUGUUCGAUCUUUUCUUGGUCAUGCUGGGUUUUACAGACGGUUUAUCAAGGAUUUCUCCAAGAUUAGCCGACCAUUGUGUAAUUUGUUGGCUAAGGAUGCUCCUUUUGUCUUUGAUGAUGCUUGUUUGGAGGCUUUCAACAAGUUAAAGACACUCCUCACUACAGCACCCAUUAUUGCAGCACCUAAUUGGAGUUUACCUUUCGAAUUGAUGUGUGAUGCUUCAGAUUACGCAGUAGGAGCGGUUCUUGGACAGCGGAAAGAUAAGCUUCCCCAAGUCAUUCAUUAUGCUAGUCGAACUCUCAAUGACGCACAGCUAAACUAUGCGACCACAGAGAAGGAAUUGUUGGCAGUUGUUUUUGCAUUAGAAAAAUUUCGGUCUUACUUAGUUGGGGCUAAGGUGAUUGUUUACACAGAUCAUGCAGCUUUGAAGUAUUUGUUGUCGAAGAAAGACGCUAAGCCUCGAUUAAUUCGUUGGAUUCUUUUACUGCAAGAGUUUGACUUAGAAAUCAGGGAUAAGAAGGGUAGUGAAAAUGUUGUGGCUGAUCAUUUGUCCAGGUUGAUUGUGCCAAUUUCUGCUGAAGCUGACUUGCUGCCUUUAAAUGAAAGUUUUCCGGAUGAACAGCUGUUUGCUGCCCAUAUCAUUUCACCAUGGUUUGCUGAUUUAGUUAAUUAUUUGGCUAGAGGGGUACUUCAUCCAGAUUUUACUUUCCAGCAGAAAAAGAAAUUUUUGGCAGAAGCAAAGUAUUAUUUUUGGGAUGAACCAUAUUUAUACAAAUAUUGUUCCGACCAAGUUAUUCGCAGGUGUAUUCCAGAAGAAGAGCAUGAAAGUGUUUUAAAGUUUGCACAUCAGUAUGCUUGUGGGGGACAUUUUGGCCCUAAACGGACAGCAGCUAAAAUUUUGCAGAGUGGAUUGUUUUGGCCUACUCUCUUCAGGGAUGCUAAUAGUUGGUGUAGAUCUUGUGAUCGUUGUCAAAGGGUGGGUAAUCAGUCCAAAAGAAACGAAAUGCCACAACAAAGUAUAUUAGUCGUUGAAUUAUUUGAUGUUUGGGGUAUUGAUUUCAUGGGACCAUUCCCAAUGUCCCAUGGCAAUCAGUAUAUUUUGGUGGCUGUUGAAUAUGUCUCUAAAUGGGUCGAGGCAAUUGCAGCACCAACCAAUCAAGGAUCAGUUGUUCUGAAAUUCCUCCAGGGGGUAAUUUUUCCACGAUUUGGAACACCGCGUGUCAUUCUAAGUGAUGGGGGUAAGCACUUUGUUAAUAGAUCGUUUGCUACGUUGCUAGCUAAGUAUGGGAUCACCCAUCGUGUUGCUACUCCUUAUCAUCCACAAACAUCAGGACAGGUUGAAGUUUCAAAUAGAGAAAUCAAGCGAAUUCUUGAAAAAACAGUUAGCUCGACUCGAAAAGACUGGGGUUUGAAAUUGAGUGAUGCUCUCUGGGCGUACAGAACAGCAUUUAAAGGCCCAAUUGGGAUGUCCCCAUUUCGGCUGGUUUAUGGUAAGGCUUGUCAUUUACCUAUGGAGCUAGAGCAUAAGGCAUUUUGGGCUAUUAAAGAGUUGAAUUUUUCUUAUGAUUCUGCUGGAGAAAAACGUAAAUUGCAGAUUAAUGAGCUUGAGGAAAUUCGUAAUGAUGCUUAUGAGAGCUCGCGCAUUUACAAAGAAAAAACCAAGGCAUUUCAUGACAAUCAGAUUCUCAGAAAGAAUUUUCAUCCAGGGCAAAAAGUUUUGUUAUUCAGUUCAAGGUUGAAGUUGUUUCCAGGGAAGUUAAAGUCUCGUUGGAAUGGCCCAUAUUUGGUUACUAAGGUUUAUCCUCAUGGGGCGGUUGAUAUUACAAGUGAAAUUAAUGGCAACACAUUCAAAGUGAACGGUCACAGGCUGAAACCAUAUUUGGAGUCACCCUUCGAUAUUGCACGCGAGUCACUGACUCUGAAGGAACCAGUGAUCUGA
This is a messenger RNA of Prunus armeniaca (apricot), 2052 nucleotides long. The record is from the annotation of a GenBank genome assembly. Lineage: Eukaryota; Viridiplantae; Streptophyta; Magnoliopsida; Rosales; Rosaceae.